UAUUUACAUCUAUUGUUAUUAUGUUUAUUUUUCUUUAUUGUACGACUCAACAAGAUGCUGAAGAUGUAAUGCAAGUACACGUAAGAAAUUCCAAGAGCGCGAUUAUAUACAUUUAAGGCUAAGUACAACGGUGAAUGUACGUGUUAUUUAAGUUUAUUAUGACCUGUUUAUUGAAGCAAACCAAGUUUGACUGUCGGGUUAGUUCGGUUUUAAAUAAAGAUAAUCGAUCUUAUGGAAAGAAGUACAUGUUUGAUGACUGUUCUGAUACAUGUUGGAAUUCCGAUGCAGGUACUCCACAAUGGGUAAUUAUUGAACUUGAAGAAGAAUGCGAGCUGAGUUCAUUUGAAAUUGAAUUUCAAGGUGGAUUUGUGGGCAAAGAUUGCCAUUUAGAUGUUGGUAACAAAGAUGUAAAAUUUUUGGAAUCAUUUUAUCCAGAAGAUAAAAAUAAAAUACAAACAUUUCACUUAAAAAAUUCAGUUAGAGCAAAAUCGUUCAAAUUUGUUUUUAAUGAAAGUACAGAUUUCUUUGGCAGAAUAAUUAUAUACAAGUUAUCGUUAUAUUCUUAGAUAAGAUCAAUAUAAUUAAAUGCUUAUUAUAUCGUAUAAAUAAAGAAACGAUUGAAGAAGUUUUACAACUUAAUUCCUUAUUUCAGACUUUUUAAUAGAA
This is a messenger RNA of Ceratina calcarata, 666 nucleotides long. Its product is annotated as nuclear receptor 2C2-associated protein. The record is from RefSeq and is a predicted model, not a curated record. Bases 135 to 566 code for a protein of 143 amino acids. The transcript has 3 exons. Lineage: Eukaryota; Metazoa; Arthropoda; Insecta; Hymenoptera; Apidae.